AUGACUCAAGAGUCAGAAGAUGAAAAUACGGAAUUAGAGGUGGUUGAACAAUUUGAAAAAAAUAGUGAAAUUAAUUCAGUUAAUAAAUGGCAAGAAACUGUAAAUAAUUGGGAUUUUCUUGCAGAAGAGGAGGAAGAAGCGGUAUUAAAAUUAAAUAAUUUAGAUGAAGAUCAUUCAGAUGAGGAAUUGACAGAAAAUAGUUUGAAUGAUAAUCUUGCUAUUACAUUUCAAACUAAAUGGAAAUUAGAAACUCUUUUUGAUCAAAAUUAUUUAGGACAACCAGGAUUU
Molecule: messenger RNA, 288 nt
Organism: Racocetra fulgida
Lineage: Eukaryota; Fungi; Glomeromycota; Glomeromycetes; Diversisporales; Gigasporaceae
Source: the annotation of a GenBank genome assembly